This is a messenger RNA of Prunus persica (peach), 845 nucleotides long. RefSeq lists its product as uncharacterized. The transcript is spliced from 2 exons. NCBI's taxonomy places the organism in Eukaryota, Viridiplantae, Streptophyta, Magnoliopsida, Rosales, Rosaceae. Bases 91 to 402 code for a protein of 103 amino acids. The record is from RefSeq and is a predicted model, not a curated record.
UGCUCAUCAAUUUCCUCCCCUCAAUUUCACAUUCUUUUGAGCAAUCAGUCAUUCAAGCCCUCAGCUCCUCUAAUAUUAUUUUUUCCCACUAUGAGGACUGGCAUGUUCUCCUACACCACUUACGAAGAUCAGCAAAUUGAGCCUCAUUUCCUUGAUGCUUGUUUUCUUUGCAGAAAACCACUUGGAAAUAACUCAGACAUCUUCAUGUACAGGGGAAACACACCGUUUUGUAGCAAAGAUUGUAGACAAGAACAGAUACAGGUAGAUGAGGCUAAACAGAAGAGCUGGAAAGUGUCCUCUUCUUCUUCUUCCAGUAGGGGAGCCCUCAGAAAAUCAGACACCAACAAUAACCCUACCCCCGACAAAAGUGUACGGAGGACAGGCACCGUUGCUGUAGCCUGAUCUGAGAGUUUAUAUGCUGUUUAUAAUCUCUUACAGUUCCACGUGGCAAGAUCAUGGGGGGUUGAAUUUUGAUCAAGGGGUUCAAACACUGGGGUUGUGACUUGUAAAGGUGAGGUGGGAUUGAGGGGAAGAAUAUAGGAAGUUGUGACGAAUGUGUUGAAUAUCGAUGAUUUCGGAAAUAUCGGCGGUCCAAAAAUUUGGAAAUAUUGACGAAUUGGGAAAUAGAAAAGGGGAAGAAAUCAAGAAUACCCACCUAAGAGUUUUGUUUUGUUCUGUUUGUUUUGUUUUGGUCUGUGUUUACAAGGAAGAGCCUCCUUUGGUAUAUAGGAUGGUUUGUAAAUUUUUUGUAAUGAUCUUUGUUCACUUCUCAAAGGAUUUUGAGACAUUGAAAAGUUUCAAAGAGACUUGAUCAAAUCUUCACUCACGUUUUAUGAUUUCAUUUU